CAUGUUAGAAACAAGAGAGAAAGAACCUGCAUUGGAUCAAUGCCAAGACCUAGAGUUGAGCAAAGAAAACCCUAAAACUGAAAAAAGGCCUGAAUUUAAAGCUCCAUCAACAGCAGCAAUUGGUUUUCUGUACACAACAUUCAUUGUACUUCUUGUAGCUAUUUGUUGGCAGCCAGAUCCCAGCAUAUUUAUUAGUUCUUUACCAGGUGUUGAAGUUAUUGCAUCACAUAAAUUCUUAGUAGCAGGUGGUCAAUCCUCCCAGUUACACUGGGAUGAGUAUGGUUUGAUGCUGGAUAUUCCAAGUGACGCACUUCCUUGUGGUUUUGUGGCUGAGGUUGUCAUUCGUGUUAGUGUGUCUGGUCCAUACGUUUAUCCUGAUCUAAAAACCUGGAAACCAGCCAGUGCUGUAUACUGGAUAUCAAGCAGUAAAGAAUUUGUUAAUCCUAUACUACUGGGUAUCUGGCAUAAUGUGAAAGGAAGUGUAAACAGUUCAUCAAUCAAAGUUUUAACAGCUGAAGACACCCCACAAAAUAUGUCAUAUAUAUUUAAUGAGUUUUUGGGUGAUUUUACUGUCAAAGGAUCUUAUGUCUAUUUUAAACUCACUGGUUUUAGUGGUAAAAAAGUUGUCACCUCUUUAGAUGUCAGAAAUUUUCAAGGUUCUUUAUUCUACAAAAUGUCUGAUGCUGGUAACAAGUGGAAAUACAGCCUUGUCAUUUACAAUUCUCAUACUAAAGGUGUGACAAGAAGUUUAUUUGAUGGAACACAAUAUGAAGACUGGAUUCUGGAUAUAAAAUUUGAUGUAAAAUUUGAAGAAAACAGCAAAAUUUUAGAGCUAAUUAUAACUCCUGAUCCACCACUAGAGAAUUGGAUCAUUCGAGGAAGAAUCAAUCCACUUUCUUAUCACAAGGAUGCCCUUCAAAGUCAGGGGCAUAUAGUCAGUAACAUGAGAUUUGAUAUUCAUUGGAAUGGCAGUAGUGAUUUACUUACUGAUGACUAUCUAAACUUUCCAUUAAAAGGAGCCGAAUAUCCAUUAUCUAUUACUGCAAAUCCUAGUAGAAUUGAUCAUAAGACCAGUGCCAAUAUUAGUUUUACAAAGAAAAAAAGAGGCAUAAAAUUAGACAUCAAGGAUUUGAAUGACAUUGAUUUAAUAUUAAAGAGCAGCAGUUUCGAUAAUAGUAAAUGGAGUGACCUUGGACUGAAGUUAGGUUUAUUUCAAACACGGCUAAACACGAUUAAAAGUGAUAAUUCUCAAGAUGCUAAAGCAUGCCUGGGAGAGACUUUGGGGAAAUGGCUAAAUCGAGUUGAUGAAGUUGAUAAGAAUGGAGGAGCGACUUGGGAGGCAUUGAUGGAUGCUCUUGAAAAGAUUGAGCAGAAACCAGUAGCUGAAAAAAUAAAAGACUAUAUUGACUAAUUUUUUAAGUAACAAAAAUUUAAGUUGUAUUUAUAUUUUAUGUUUGCAAAGAAGUAUUGCAAUUGGUAAAGUC
Molecule: messenger RNA, 1484 nt
Organism: Amphimedon queenslandica
Lineage: Eukaryota; Metazoa; Porifera; Demospongiae; Haplosclerida; Niphatidae
Exons: 8
Coding region: 2-1411 (469 amino acids)
Biological process (GO): signal transduction
Molecular function (GO): protein binding
Source: RefSeq, a predicted model, not a curated record